AUGGCGAGCUCCAGCCAAAACCAAGCACCUAGCAAGUAUGUCACGCUCAUCUCCAGCGAUGGCUUUGAGUUCGUUGUCUUGCGAGAAGCUGCGUGUAUAAGCGGAGCCAUCAAGAGAAUGCUGGAUCCCAACAGUGGGUUUCUUGAAUCAACCACCGGGCGAUGUCAGCUCGCAGAGAUCAAGUACGUACGUUUCCAUCUCACCUCGAACAUUCGUAAAUGCGAACACCGGAGACAAUAUAUGCAAAAUGGCCAAGCAAGGGUGGAAGCUGUCACAGUCGAUGAUUAUAUCAACAAGAACUUGCGGACAGAACCUCUUUCGCCCCAAAGCAAAGUAGUGACGCUGGAUGAUGCCUAUACACUUGAUCUGAGGCCUGAUAUCCUGCCCAAGCUAAACCAAGGAAGCCACUACAUUGCCGAAUACUUCUAUUACAACUACAGGAACCGAAACCGCGAAGAUGUGCCAGACAUGGAGAUUCCACCUGAGCUGUGCUUGGAGUUGUUAAUGGCGGCAGAUUUCCUAGACAGUGAGCUUCGCCUCCCUCUAAACGUGAAACGAUAUGAUGUAAAUUGUAUGGCGUUUGGGAGGUACACGAAAAGAUAUGGAUAUGACACGGAGUUUGGGCACAAUUACAGCAUAAUGAAAGACGAAUCUCAGUACCUCAUACCCCGGUCUCGGAAGUGA
Molecule: messenger RNA, 684 nt
Organism: Lachnellula hyalina
Lineage: Eukaryota; Fungi; Ascomycota; Leotiomycetes; Helotiales; Lachnaceae
Gene: elc1
Product: Elongin-C
Exons: 4
Coding region: 1-684 (227 amino acids)
Biological process (GO): ubiquitin-dependent protein catabolic process
Cellular component (GO): elongin complex
Molecular function (GO): protein-macromolecule adaptor activity
Source: RefSeq, a predicted model, not a curated record